AUAUGUUAUGUGUACAUGUAUUUCAGAGAAAAAAUGAGUUGGCUACCGUUCCGAAAGCAUCCCAAAAAAGCUAUUGCUGAGUUAAUUGGUGAUAAUGAAUUUGACUUACAAGUUCAAAAGUUUGCUAAAAUCGAAGCGAACACUCGUAAAAUGUACAAAGAUGUAAAGCACAACGUUGAAGAUAACUCAGGACUUCUGAAAGCACAACAAAAGCUUGCUCAAGAAUUAACAACAAACGCCAAUGCGGUGGAGGGUGAGUUAGCUUUGAAUUCAGUGACAGAAAAUAUACAACGAACUCUUUUGAAACAAGCAGAAUGCCAAACAGAACUUAACUCGAACAUUCGUAAAGCUGUUAUUGAGCCUAUGAAAAAAUUUAGUGGAAAUUUUAAUUCUAUAAACAGUGCAAUCAAAAGACGCGAACAGAGCUUGCAGGAUUAUACUAAGUACUUGAAUCGACGUGAAAAAUUUAUCGAGAAAGAUGGACAACCGCAAUCUGGUAAAUUCGACGCAAACGAACGAUACCUAGCUUUAGCGAAAGCUGAUUUUGAGCGCAGAAAUACAAAGCUACUGCAAGAACUUCCAAAGUUUCAUGAGUGCAGAUUGACUUACUUCGAUCCGUGUUUAGAAGGGUUGAUAAAAUCGCAGUAUUCGUAUUAUAAGCAAACACGUGAUAUAUUUGAAGAACUAUCUGAAAAAGUGGAUUGUCCAACUGAGCAAUGGACAGAUGAACAGUACAAAGAAGAAACUAGAAGACGCCUAAAUGAAAUCAAGGCUUUAUCUAUUGUUGCAGAAAAAUAGUUCUAUCUUCAGAGCAGCAAAUCAAAACUUGAAAAUGAUAAUUUUUGCGAGUAUUAAAUGGCACGAUUGAGAAUGUAAUAUUUUCCGUGUCUUUUAAAAAACCUUACAUAGAAAACAUAAAAAACCGUAAAAGAGCCUCUUUGGAACCGCAAAAAAAACAAGGAAAAAACGUAAACGGAAAAAUACACAGAAAACGCAUGGUAGCUAUUUAGUGCUCGCAAAAAUGAAUUACCUUGGUAACGAAUUUUAUAAAUUUGACAUUUUUUUUGUAAAAACUUGUAACCCAACUUCUUGUAUUGUAUUGCAUCACGCAGACCUUGCUUUUUUGUACAAAUUCGUAAAUGGGUUUUGCGCCAUUAUUGCACAGGACCGAUAAAUUGUUUGUGACGGUGGAGAGGCUAAUAUAGUGACUCAGCCAUUCUCAGUGUUGAGAAAAUUGUGUUUUUGAAGCCAAAGCUAUAUAAAACAGCGAGGAAAGCUCCUCGUCCCAACCGGAUUCAUCGGCCCUGUUUCCUAGCUUAUAAUUCACCAUAAAGCUCUGCUAUGGCUAUGGUUUUCACAGAAGCGAAUCUAUAUUACAAUACCCGUAUACGUCUGUCCGUCUGUCUGUCACGCAAAAUGGUAGCUAAGCUGCGCAAGUAGCAAGACACACGCAAUGAGGUAUAAAAAGGACGGGCAAACCCGUUUUUUAGUUUUAUUUUAGAAUUACAUAAAAUGUACUAAUUUAUUCAAGCAUUUCGAAUUUAGAAUAAGCCUUUGUUGAAUUCAAAUCUCGAAUUUAAAAUAUAAAUUGAUCAUUUUCAGUA
Messenger RNA from Hydractinia symbiolongicarpus, 1604 nucleotides. Its product is annotated as bridging integrator 3-like. The record is from RefSeq and is a predicted model, not a curated record. The transcript has a single exon. Gene Ontology annotation, biological process: plasma membrane tubulation; actin cortical patch localization; endocytosis. Gene Ontology annotation, cellular component: cytoplasm; actin cortical patch. Gene Ontology annotation, molecular function: lipid binding; protein binding. Lineage: Eukaryota; Metazoa; Cnidaria; Hydrozoa; Anthoathecata; Hydractiniidae. Bases 16 to 798 code for a protein of 260 amino acids.